Molecule: messenger RNA, 1027 nt
Organism: Anguilla rostrata (American eel)
Lineage: Eukaryota; Metazoa; Chordata; Actinopteri; Anguilliformes; Anguillidae
Gene: psmg1
Product: proteasome (prosome, macropain) assembly chaperone 1
Exons: 7
Coding region: 89-925 (278 amino acids)
Biological process (GO): proteasome core complex assembly
Cellular component (GO): endoplasmic reticulum
Molecular function (GO): proteasome binding
Source: RefSeq, a predicted model, not a curated record
ACCUAGUGGGUGCGUUUAACUUGCAUUGAUUGUUUAACGCAGCUACACUAUCAAGCUAAGCAGAGGCGAAGAGAACAUUUUUGGUUAAAUGGCAACCUUUUUUGGAGAAGUUGUAUCCGCAUACUCGCGGGCUGUGGAAGAGGACGAAGAGGACGUGGACAAUGAAAAUGAAGAGGAUCAGCAAAUCCGAAAAGAGAUUGAACAGAAGAGGGAGGUCUAUGUCAGCUGGUGCCCGGAGGUUACACAGUCAAUAACAAACUCCCCUGACAAAACUUUACAGUGUUCAGAUUUUGUGAUAGCAGUGGGCCCUAAUGCAGCUGGUUUUCUCUCAGCCUGCAUUUUGAACUCUGGGAACUGGGUAGCAGUGGGCUCUGUGUCGCUCUGGAAUGAGAGGAGCAAGGACUCAAGCCGGCAGCCUGGCUGUGUGAUCUACAGACAAAGGGACUUCCCAAAGGUUUUAAUAUGCCAGUGUACCUGCUAUAUAGCCGAAGAUCAAUUAUUCCAAUGGACAGAAAAGGUGUUUGCCUGCAUUCAGCAGAGAGGUCUUAGCGUGAUGGUCCUAUCGGACUGCUCCAUGGCUGAGUACAAAACCCCAGACUCCCUGUUCAGCAGCGGAACCCCGUUCCUGCGAGCCCUAAAGACCAGUCGGUAUGGGAGCCAGCCAGCCUGCCUCCUGCUGGAGCAGCCGAAUAUUGUCACAGGUCUCGCUGCUGCAGUGCUUAGCCACUGUCAGGUUUGCCGGAUUCCUGCCGUUCUGUAUCAGUGCUACAGUGACAUCAUCAAUCCGGACUCUGUCACUAUGGAGACCUACAAACCUGCACUUUCUUGCCUGAGCAAGCUGAUCAAGCUGGACACCUGCCUGAGUACUGACAUCCUCAGGAAGUUGGUACCGGUCAAUGAAGCUCAAAGUAACCUCUACACCUAAGAAUGGAGAAAUGCUGUAUUUUUUAUUCUCUGAAAUCCGCAUCAUUCUUCCCUUGCUGUAUUUUUUAAAUUGAUGUUUAAAAAUAAAUGUGUAAAUAUGUUG